Thamnophis sirtalis is the source of this 855-nucleotide messenger RNA. RefSeq names its product olfactory receptor 2G3-like. The record is from RefSeq and is a predicted model, not a curated record. Gene Ontology annotation, molecular function: olfactory receptor activity; G protein-coupled receptor activity. Gene Ontology annotation, biological process: G protein-coupled receptor signaling pathway. Gene Ontology annotation, cellular component: membrane. NCBI's taxonomy places the organism in Eukaryota, Metazoa, Chordata, Lepidosauria, Squamata, Natricidae.
AUGACAAUAACUGGAAAUCUCCUUAUCUUUCUUCUUGUUGUGGUUGAUCAGCAACUUCAUACCCCAAUGUACUUCUUCCUUGCAAAUUUGUCUUUCUUGGACACUUGUUAUAGUUCUAUCUUGCUGCCCAAAAUAUUGGCCAACUUGCUAACAGGUGAAGGAACUAUUACUGUAAGUGGAUGCCUAACCCAAUAUCAUCUCUUUAGCUUUUGUGGAAGUACAGAAACGUAUCUUUUGGCUGCCAUGUCUUAUGAUCGCUAUUUAGCAAUUUGUAGGCCUUUGCUCUAUGCUUCUAUUAUGAAUAGGAAAUUAUGUUUCCAGCUUAUGGCUUUGGGAUGGAUAAGUAGUUUAAUAUUUAAUCUUAUUAUGGCAGCUUUUAUGGAUCAGCUAUCCUUCUGUGGUUCUAAUUUCAUAGAUCAUUACUUUUGUGACUUUCGUCCAUUGGAGAAAUUGUUAUGUACUGAUAAAACGCUUUUUGAGCUCUUUGUUUUUUGCAUGACCAUCCUAUUUACAAUUCCUCCAUUUCUGUUGACCCUCAUUUCUUACAUUUACAUCAUUGUUACCAUCAUCAAAAUCAAAUCUAUCAUUGGAAGGCAAAAGGCUUUUUCAACCUGCUCCUCUCAUCUCAUUGUAGUUUCUCUUUAUUAUGGCACAUUAAUCAUUGUCUAUGUAUUUCCAGAUACCCUCUCCCUCAGACAUCUCAAUAAAAUAUUAUCUGUUUUCUAUACAGUCAUGACUCCUUUGCUCAACCCUCUAAUUUAUACCUUAAGAAACAAAAAUGUUCACAAAGCCUUAAGACGGCUUGGUAUUAAAAUAAUAAUUUUGGGUAUGUUAUCUGAAACUGAUAGCUAUUAA